CCCCAUUGCACUGCAGGUUGGAGGAGUGUCGAGUCGGAACUCUGCCCUAACCUGAUGAGCAGACAAACGUUACAAGAUUCCGCACACGCCACAGACGCAUCCUGGGUUGUAAGACCCUCUCCUCCUUCCACACCUUUAUAUUCCCCCCUCCCAGCCAAUAAUAUCGGUGGUGAUUCGCCCAUGGACAUUGCCGUUAGUGACGAGAGCAACACAACGGCGCAGGGUUCCGUCAGUCUGGGGGACAUUUUGGACGGUCAAGUCGAGAGACUUGGACCAGAUUCACAGAAUGGAGUAGGGGAGGACACUGAUGCGGAAGCAAGUGCCAGCGGAAGUGACUCUGAAAAUGGGCGAGGGAAAAACAAGUCGGCGCCUGUCGGAUAUUGCGUAGAGUGUGAAGAUCAACCUGCGUCGGUGUUUUGCGAGCAGUGUGCGGACAAUUACUGCGAAGUUUGCUUCCACUCACAGCACCGCAAGGGAAAUCGAAAGCGACACAGCACAAAAUCCUUGCAAUCGACAACCCCCCAGAAGAAAGCGAAGCGAUCGAAUGGAAAAGCAGAGAGUCCAGGGACGGGGAUCAUCCAUACCGCCCUAAAAUAUCUUAAAAUUCAGGCAGAACCAGCUGUAACGGCCAACGGCGAAAACCAGGAAGAUGAGGAACUCAGCGACGAUUUCAAAUUGAUGGGCGAACAGCCAACCGCGAAGGCGCCCGUUGGUGACUGGUUCUUGGAGAGAGCAAAGUUUAUACCAUUACGGUUAACCUUGGACGAGCGCAAAUACCUUCGUUUGUUGGAAGCUGCACUGAGCGUGUCUGAGUAUACAGACCGUAUCGAUAUCCUAAGUUAUGGAAGCAAAAGCAAGCGGAUUGUGUCGCAAAUCAAAGAACUUUGUGCCAUAUUAUCGGGUCUUGUGUUGGCGGCUGAUUACAAAGUUGGACAAGAACUUUUCCAAGAUAGAGAUUUCGGAAGUAAUGCCGAGUUCUUCCAGGAAAUCUUCGAGCUAGGGCGGCGGCAUAAGAUCAUGAAUCCGGAGAAGAUGCGAACUACUUACGGGAAGCUUGUUUACCUGCUGCAAGACUCGCAAAUCCCUGAAGUAAAAGAUAUGCUGGAGUUUACCUGUGUUAAACCUAUAAAGACUGUGUACACGGUCCUCAGCGAGCUGAAUGGAUUGAGAGUUCUGGAAGACGAUCUGAUCGCGAUAGCAACACAGGAGAUUCUGUCUGAAGGGAAAAGCCGGCAUCAAGUUCAGUCGGAAAUCAAAAUGAAAGAGCGCGCCAUUGAGCAGCUGGCGCGAAAAUAUGGAAGUAGUGAAUUGAAGCCGGACCUCAUCCGACAAUGUCUAUAUUCCAUUGGCGACAAUCAUGCUUUCCUACGCGUUAAUAGGGACCCUUGUGAUAAGAUGAUAUCGUACCUGCAAAAAUAUUUUGAUGCUGAAAAGGAAGAGCAAGGGUUUUCCCUGGCGAUUAGAUCGGGGCGAGGAGGUGCGCGGCUUUCACACGAUCAUGGCAAGCAAUACCACUAUGUAUUGCAGUCCUUGACACUGUGGAGAGAGAUUAUGCACGAUAUGUUUAUGCUCUGGAGCCUUGCUGAGCAGGAUCUGUUGAGCGAUGAAAACGGCUACCGCCUGAGAGAUACCGGCCAGGGAUUGAAUCGCGUGCAGGCCGCCCCAAGGGUGUCGCGGAUGAUGCACACGAUUUUGCAUCGUGCACAGAAGAGGGUGGGCUACUGGGUUGGGUCAUCAGUGAUCCAUUUGGGAGAUCAUAAUGUUCCAAAUGCGCUCAUGUUUAUCGACAAAUACACCCAAGUUUACCGCAUUCUUUUGCCAAUUUGCAAUUGUUUGGGGCAGUUGGAAGAUCUGGUCAAGAAUCCCGGCAUAAAGGGUUACAUUGACGGACAGUUUGGAGGGACGGAAAGAUUACGGAAGGAGAUACUCGCGGACUUCUUUCGACAUGCCUUUGACGGAAGUGGUGCGGAUAACUUCUUUGACGCUGGUUCAUGCAUUGAUGGAAGAUUGACCUCGGCGUGGAACUGGUGUUCGACUUUAGAGAAGAAGCGAUAUUUCCCCGUCUUUCUCUUGAGUGGCUUCAUGGGAUUCGAUGGGCAAUGGUAGAUGAUGUGGGUCGGUAGAAAAGGGGGUCUGGGAUUACAUGUAUCAUAGAGACACGUUUAGAAAUUAAAAAAACUGAAAAAAUCAGGAGCUUAUUCAAUCA
Messenger RNA from Spizellomyces punctatus DAOM BR117, 2206 nucleotides. RefSeq lists its product as uncharacterized. The coding region runs from base 55 to 2106 and encodes 683 amino acids. The transcript is spliced from 6 exons. Gene Ontology annotation, molecular function: zinc ion binding. Lineage: Eukaryota; Fungi; Chytridiomycota; Chytridiomycetes; Spizellomycetales; Spizellomycetaceae. The record is from RefSeq and is a predicted model, not a curated record.